This is a messenger RNA of Lachancea nothofagi CBS 11611, 2667 nucleotides long. The record is from the annotation of a GenBank genome assembly. Lineage: Eukaryota; Fungi; Ascomycota; Saccharomycetes; Saccharomycetales; Saccharomycetaceae.
AUGGAAUCUCCUGUUGAUGCUACUGCUAGAGCUGUUGCGACCUCUACACAUUCGGAUCCAAUAAGUCCAGCGUCUGACCAUACAUCGGAUGCAGACCAUCAACUGGAGCAACUCCCGCAAGAGCUGACACAGCACCUGACAGAAAGUUUAGCUGAGCAACCAUCCCAAGGAAGCUCGCCGUCUGGGAGUCCAUAUAACGCGGAACAGAACGCCGAAGACUCGAGAAACUUAAUUGAUGAUCCCGAUUUAAAGCUGGACAUGCAGGAGACCUUGGACCACGAGAACUUUUCCAAGUUGUUAGAACUGGAUUCUAAGAACGACGAUGAUCUGUUCUCGUCUGCGGAUUUAUUAGAUCACGAAAUUCAUGAGGACCUAGGUAAACUAGUUCAGGACACUACAAAUGCCUUGCAACAGUCGGAGCACACUCAUUCACAACACGAAAGUCCAACAACGCGACAAGGCGUUGAUGGAGACAUUGAGCCAGAGGGGCUGGAGGAUCAACAAUAUCGCCAUAACCAACAAAUGCAACAAGAAGUAGAACAAGAGCUGCAACAAUCUAGAUCUACUCCCUCACAUUCCAUGAACGACCUGAGUCUCGACAGCGGCCAAGAUUCCUCGCCGCUACCUGGCGAUCCAUCGUCCAUUAAAGAAAACAUAUACAAUUCUGGUACAUUAUCAGCUGGUGCAGGCACACGAGAAGAUACACCCGCAUCAAUUUUUGAAUCAAGAGAUGAGCACAAUUUUAUUGACACUGAAAAGGAAGAGCCGCUGUCGCCGUCCAAAUUUCAACCCAUGUCACUCCCGCCUGCACCUCUUCCAGAAAACGCAGUAAACAAACAACCUUUAGCUCAACCAAACGAAACCUCACAACUUCCGAUGAUUGAGUUCCAUGACGGGGCUCUUAAUGAGGCUGAGCAGUCCAAAAUAUCAGCAUACGCGCGCUUAGAUUUUCAGAGCUUUACAUUUUACGUUCAGACCUUACAAGUCAUAAUUGGUCGUCGGUCGGAAAAUGACUUUUCCCACAAAGUUGAUGUCAACUUGGGACCGUCGAAAUCAAUUUCAAGAAGGCAUGCUCAAAUUUUCUAUAAUUUUGGAACUGGUCGAUUCGAGUUAUCAAUAAUGGGUAAAAAUGGCGCCUUUGUGGAUGACACUUUUGUCGAAAGAGGAAUCACGGUACAACUGAAGAACAAAGCAAAAGUUCAGAUUGGACAGAUUCCUUUUCAGUUUGUUCUCCCGGAACAAGAAGGCAAAGAGAAAAAGCCAGUUUAUCCUGCCGAUGCCGAUCCACUGAAAAGUGCUUUGAACAAUAACAACAAGUUAACUGAGAUUUCGAGAAGCUCUACUCCUGUUCCUCUCGACGUCGGUGAAAGCUUAAAUCCUAUUUUAGAAGAAUCAAAAGUACUGUCAUCGAAAAAAAAGACUCCUCCAAAAAAGAAGGAUAAGAAGGAGCCGAAGCCUCCGAAACCAGCGAAAAAGGUUUAUACUUUGGAAGAGAUCCCACUAGAGUAUAGAACCAAACCUGCUGGCUCAUAUUCCAAUCUCAUAACCUCAUGUCUUCGGAAGUAUUCAAGCCCUAAAGGAAUGUCUUUAUCCGGGAUCUACGCAGGAAUAAGAGAGUUAUUCCCGUACUACAAGUAUUGCCCAGACGGCUGGCAAAGCUCCGUUAGGCACAAUUUAUCCCUUAAUAAGUCCUUCAGAAAGGUAUCAAAAGAAGGUAAAGGUUGGUUAUGGGGACUCAACGAAGAAUACAUUGCAGAGAGGGAAAAGCAGAAAAAGAAGCAAGCGGAAGCUGCUGCGAUGAAGGCUAAGGCAGCUCAGUUGAAGCUUGAGCAACAACAAGAGCAAAAGGCAAAGAAAGCAGCGUCUAUAGGAGAACCGGUAUCUGCAGUAAAAUCGAUAUCAACUGUCCCAAUGAUGAGACCCAAACCCAGACAGCCCAAUAUUUCGCAAACCCUGGCGGCAAAUAGAGCGGAUAGAAAAGCAACGGCGGACGGAAAUCAAAGGACAAUGAAAUACCUUCAAGAACAACUAAUGAUUCUCACUAAAGACCGCAAGGGUUUAGACAAGCACGUCAUGGCUAGCAUAUUAACGCAAGCGCUUGCAAUGACUAUAAAUCAGGUCACGCAGGCCGCUAAAACGAAAGGUAUUACUGGCAAUCCGUUAACCGCUUUGAUCGACAAGAACCCUCAGCAUUUGAACUUGAUUUUAGCAGCUGCAGUUAAUGCAGCAACUGUCAAGGUAACUAAUGGCUCCGUAAAGCAGCUUGUAUCCAUGCCACCACCAACUGCUUCACCAGCUACUGGACAUAGCAAUCCACCUGUGAAUUCAAGCAGUAUUUUAUCAACAUCGAACUCACCUUCUCAUUUCACGCCGCCAGCUUCUCUCCUCAAUAAAUCCUCAGACUCAUUCGACCCCAGUUCUCUUUCUAAAUUUUUUCAACCAAAACAACCGCCACGAAUUGCAACUCCAAAUCCAACUAAGAGCGUGGUGCCUUUAAAACGGCCUUCAAGUGAGACUGAAUCCAGUUCAGAGGACGAUUCAGGCAGUGAGGAUGAUAGCGAUAGCGAUGGAAGUGAUGACAGUGAUUCCUCGGAUGGCUCAGGCAACGAGGAAAGCAGCAGUGGUAAAGAGUCGUCCAGCGAUAAUGGCAGUAGUGAAGGCGAGUAG